AUGUGGAGACUUCAACCUAUCCCCUUCAAAUACCGUGACGAGCGGGAGGAGCUGCUGCGGCAACAGUGGGUGGAACACCGGCAGCGGUUCAAGUCGGGAGCGAAGCGCUCCACCCUGCGGGGGGUAAUCAAGAGCUCCUACCUCACCGAGCUGAGUGACAGAGGCGGCGGCGGCGGCGGCGCCGGUGAUGCUGUCUCCGCGCCCGGCUUGCGGGAGUCGUCUUCAUCUCUCGUCUCACACGUUAUCCCCGACGUCGAUGAUAUCGAUGAUGACAGCAGCUGGGAAGACGUGCGCGUUGCUGCUACCGCUGCCGCCGCCGCUGAACUUCCCCCACCCCCGAGGGAAACGGUUUGCGUUUUGACCACGCCCGGGCCGACGCGUGUCACCAUCGUGGGAGACAGGGGAGGCGGCAGGAGCCACGGCGGCACUAGCGCCAAAGUUGGUGGUGCUCGUGAAGGCGGCGGCAGCGGCGGCAGGAAACGGCUCGCUGUGCUAACGAUGCACGCCGCGGGGCACAACCAUCGGACGUGCCUCGGUGGCCUUGAGCGGGAGGUAGCGAAGGACGAGGAACUUGGCGCCGGGGGCGUAGUGUUUUUUCAUGUGGACACGCCCGGGCACGAGGAGGAGCAGGCGAAAGAUGUCGAGGCCAAGGCGCUAUCGCUAGAGGCGCAGGCAACCCAGCUGCUUGAGGUAACCAUCCAGCUUGGCCUGGAAUGGUUCGUCGGUCUCGGCGUAGGGGCCGGAGCCAACGUUCUCCUGAGAUUUGCCUGCGAUAACCCGGGCAAAGUGGCCGGUCUUAUCCUAGCCAACGCAUCCGCCGAGGCCGCUGGCCGACGCGAGCGUAACACGUGGUUGUCCCCUCGGUUCAGGCUAUCGUGGGAGAGCGACAUGAGGGCGGCGAGGGAAGCCCUAGUGCCUCUCAGCUUCCCGCCGCAUUCUUCUCUGGGAAAUCGAUAUCGCGCCGGCCUGGGAACCAUGCACUCUGGCAACGUCCUUAAGUACAUAGAUGCGUCGCUAUGUCGGGACGAUAUCCCUGUCUCGAGACUACAGGCCCUAAACGACGUGUGGACACUUCUGAUCUGCGGGAGAGAAUCAACCGGAGCUUCGUCUGUGGGUGGCUACCUCACCAACAUGGUGGCGGGAGUCGACUCCGAAGAGGCGUCCCGAUCCCUCCUAGACAAGCUCCGCCGCGCCGCUGGGGGCGAAGCGUCCAAGGCGACCCUGGUGACGUUGGACGGAGGCGGCAGCGGGGGAGGGAUUGUCGAGGCGAAGCCCCGGGAGGUCUUGUCGGCCAUGAAGCUGUUCUUGAACAAGUGCCUCUGAGAUGGCUAAUAAAUGCCUCUGAGAUGGCGAACAAAUGCCUCUGAGAUGGCUGCUGCUGUUGUUACUGUUGUGUGAUUGUUGUUGUCGUGAUUCGCCCCCCGGGAGCGCUCGUUCUCUGUUGGGGUAGCGUGCGCGUUUUUGCUUUCUUUGCUAGCAUCGACCGCGCUAACCGGCGGAACAAUGAUAAACACAUGCGUUGUGUGUUAACAGUUAGUUAUGCCCUGUUAUGGGGUGUAGGGAGUGAGAAGAGCUUGGCUCGGGCCGGCGUUAAGGGCUAGACUUGCUGGACACCGUGCUGUGUACAGAAGUACCAUAUUGUAUGAGGCGGUGAGAUGGUACCCUCCGUAGACCGAGUUUCAAAGCUGGAGUGCUCGACAACCAAGUGGGUGCGGAAACAUCCCGAUAGGUCUACGGAAAGAUCUCGACGAGAUGCUCCCAUAACCACCAUUUUUGAUGUUGGAGCAAGCUUGCUUGGUUGUGGAGCAAUCGAGCAUUGAACAUCGGUCUAGGGGGGGUGCUAUCUGUCCGCCUCUCACGGUACUCAUGCGUGCUGUUUUCAUCAGCACAUUUUCUUCAGAGAUACUUUUGACGGGGCAGUUAGCCGCAGGGCCUCUGCAAAGAUUUUGCCGCCCGAGGGGUGCGCACGCGAAACCCUCGGCUAGGCCGGCUGCUGUUCCUGAGGCCGGGCUUCAAGAACGAAUGUCUUGGCUGUAGAAAAUGAAGAAAAUGAUGGCUUCCAUCAAACUCUGAUUCCUUAUUCUGGAUGUUUUCGGGUCAAAAUUUUUCUAAUGGUGGUAUUUUUUCCGUUUGGAGAGGUUUACGGUUACAGACUACCGACUCGUAAGAAACACCAAUCUUGAGCAAGGCUCAUACAACGAUUGAGCAAGAAGGUAUGCGUUUCUAUUAAAUACUUCUAACAGGGAUUAGUGCGGUGCCGUUGGCUGGCCCCAUUUUUUUGCCGUGUUUCAUUUGUAAAUCUGAGCCUCGACUUCUUGUGUGAUGUUUCCUUUGAUGGGGCUGGCACUCACUGCUGUAUGGCUAGCUGUGGUGAGUUUUUGUUAUUUUUGCUUGGAAAAAAAUAUUUUGGGGACGUGUUAGUAUUUUCUAUCGUUUCUCCACGACAACCCCCUGCCUUUGAAAUCAUCAGCAUCUCCGAGUGUUUUGGGAUCUUGUUCGAUCGGUGUUAUUGUGAUUCGACGUUUGCGUAGUCGUGCCAAUGUUUCGAGAAGAAACGAGGGGGCAUGAUUAUUUUUAAUCGUUCCGAAGGUUGGGUGGUGUAUUCGUUGAUCAGCUCGACCGCUUCCCGAUGCAAUAUUGUUGUAUAGCGAGAAGAGAAACAGAGAGGGAGAUAUGUAUAGAGAGAACGGGGGAAGUUUUGGGAUAUGGCAUCAGGUACUAUUGUACAUGGUGAGGCCAACCUGGAAAUCCACGCAGCAAAUCGAAAGAUGGUGUUCGUUGGUUCGCCACAGACUUGACGUUACAACCUCUGGAUCGUUGACUGCGUUAGUUGAAGACAUCGAUAUUUUUGUUUCACUCGUCUGCGGUGUCAAACAUUGUCUUCGAGUGAACGCAUUUUUGAGAUUUUGGCUCCGGUGUAUGUAUGCGCAUGUGUUUCCCCCACCCACUGCCGGCUGCGGGGGGGGCCGUCGAUCAAUGCUCUUUUUGUUGUCCUGUCUUGGCGUGAUUGUAGACUACAUGACUGUGGGCAACAUUUUUUGUUUCACUUGACCCGAUUCCGUGUAGAGCGCCGGGUGCCAGGAUGGUCUACCGCGUUAGGCAAGUUUCAUUUGCACCCGAAAAAUUGGAUGCGGACACCUACAUCCCGCAGCCUGUUCUUGUUUGCAAGCGAGAUUAUUGCUGAUGAGCCUUUUUGGUGUCGUCGUGCAUGACGAGUGAGUGUACAGAGCCUCUCUCUUUGACUCGGAAGGCGAGGGCCAGAAACUUUCAGAACAAGUUCCGUGUUCAUGUUACUACUGUACCCUUCCUUUUGCACCUGAAGCUACUACCGUCGUGAGUAUGCGUGUGAACGUAGUUUUGUUGGCUCGUAUGUCUGGUGUAGAAGGCAACGAGCUUGCGUAGCGUCUGACUCCACGUAAUAGUAGGUUGUUGCUACGGCAUACGGUGUAGUUCUAUCGUCAAUGGUCUAUUUUUAUUUUUCCAUCUGCGCUUGUAGUAGUCGAUGCCCUGCGGCUGGUGGAAAAACACUUGGAUUACAACAAGUACCGGACCUGUGAUGGGUCAUUC
Messenger RNA from Ectocarpus sp. CCAP 1310/34, 3567 nucleotides. The record is from the annotation of a GenBank genome assembly. NCBI's taxonomy places the organism in Eukaryota, Phaeophyceae, Ectocarpales, Ectocarpaceae.